Messenger RNA from Fonsecaea multimorphosa CBS 102226, 3129 nucleotides. RefSeq lists its product as uncharacterized. The record is from RefSeq and is a predicted model, not a curated record. The transcript is spliced from 3 exons. The coding region runs from base 1 to 3129 and encodes 1042 amino acids. Lineage: Eukaryota; Fungi; Ascomycota; Eurotiomycetes; Chaetothyriales; Herpotrichiellaceae.
AUGGGCUCCGUUUAUCGCGACAGGUACGACGACUCUCGAACAUCUGUCUCGUCGAGCCGGCGUGAUGGCGGAUACACAACAGUGAAGCGCUAUGUGGUGAAAGAAGACGACAGCCGCUCCUCUGUGGGCCGGGACCGGCGGUUUGUCCCCGAACGCCCAGGUGAAAGGGUCGAGGAGACCCGGAUCGUCCGUCGUGAGAUCGACGAGCCCGUGCGCCGCGAAGAACCCCGCUACACAGAGCGUGAAUUGGUCAUCAAGCGCGAAAGAGAUGAUGAACCUCGGCGAGACUAUGCCUUUGACACAAGACGGGAAGAACCUGUCGCAGAGAGGGAACUUGUCAUAAGACGCACCACUGAACGCGAGGACCCCCGUCGGGAUGAUUUCGAGGUGACCCGGUAUGACGACCGCAAAGUUGUCGACACCCGUUACCGAGACGACUACGAAGUCCUUCCACCGCGUGGUUAUGACGAUCGUGAUGUUCAACGAUACACCCGCACUACCGACUACUUCGCUCCACCUCCUCCUCCACAGACCAUCAUCAUUCGACAGGAACCCAUCAUCAUUCGAGAGACAGUCCGCAACGAUGACGACUAUCAAAUUGUCCGCAAGUCGGACGUUGACGAACGCAGCGUCGUCCGAAGAGACCCGCCACCUCGCUCGCCUCGCGGAGAAGAGGACUUCUUUUAUGAAAAGAAAGUCAGAGAGCGCAUUGACGACCGCCGCGAUGAUGACGACUACUACGAACGCCGGAGUCGUCGGCGGUCCGUGAGUCCCCAUGAUUCGGUGUCCCAAAGAGGCCGCGAUUACAGCAGCGACGACAGCAUGGUCUAUGUUCGCAAAGAGGUCCGUGAGGAAAGCCCAAGUCCUGAACGUAAACGGGGGCUUGCUGCCGGCGUCCUCGCUGGUGUUGGUGCCGCAGAGCUUCUUCGAAACCACAACAAGAAGGAAGGGAAGGAUGUCUCCCACGGUGUCGGCCGUGUCGGGCGUGAUAUUGGCGCUGGCGCUCUGGGUGCUCUCGCCGCGGAAGGCAUCCACCGUGCGAGGUCAAUGCACCGUAGUCGAAGCCGACACCGCUCCCGAUCUGGUUCUCGACAUCGCAGCAGGUCUCGUUCCUCAUCCCCCUCGAAGUUUAAGACACUUGGAGCGGUCGGUCUCGGCGCCGCUGCACUUGCCGCUGCCGCAACUAUUGCUUCCAAGCGCAUGAACAAGUCCAACGAUGACGGCGACCGCGGUCGUUCUCGCAGCCGGUCUCGCUCUCGGCGCCGGAGGGAGUCUGUUUCAAGUCUCGAAGAUGACCCAGAUGCGCCAUCUGACGAUGCCCGGAAUCCCAAGCAUCGGAGAAACACAAUGGCAAAGGCUGGUGCCGGUGGCGCUAUCGUUGCAGCGUUGAUUGAACAUGCUAGAAGCAAGUCCAGGGCUAAGGAUGGCAAGGAACGUUCCCGGAGCCGCAUCAGACAGGCACUUCCCGUUGUCGCUGCCGGAUUGGGCAGUGCUGCGGUCGCCGGACUGUAUGAGAAACACAAAGCGAAGAAGGAAGCUGAAGGGAUUGCGGACGAGCGGCGUCGUGCUCGCUCUAGGUCCAGAAGCAGGGCCAGGUCGGAGAAUCCGUACUAUGACCAAGGCCAGGGUGCAAUCAAUGAUCCCGGGCUCAUCGAAUACGGGAAUGCACCUAUGUAUGGCAACAAUUACGGCCCUGAUUACUACGGGAGACCGCCACCUCAAGAUGGAUACUAUUCGAAUGCUGUUGUGCCGGCUGCCACAGGUGCAGCCGCAGGUUACGGCGCUCAACGUGGGACCAGAAGCAGAAGCCGUAGUUUGAGUCGCGAACGAGGGGGCCGAAGAUCGUCCCGCAGUUCAAGCUCCUCUCCAGACCGGAGCAGACGCAGGCAUUCGCGAGAUGCCGCAAAAAUGACAGCAGCUGCCGCAGCUGGAGCAAUCGGUGCGACCGAGUAUGAAAAGAGGAAGCAAGAUAGACGUGAACGACGUGCACGAAAACGUCGAGAAGAGGAAGGAUAUGGUCGUGAUCCUUACGACGACAACUUCAAUCCCGGCACACAAUAUGCUCCCACGCCGCCACCGCCUGGCCCCGUCAUCGAUCCGUAUGCAAACCAACAAGGAUUCUAUCCUCAAACUAGCCAGUUUCCGCCUCCACCAGGAGCAGUACCUCAACAAUACCCUCCACAAGCUGGCCCUGGUACAGCUCCACCUGGUGCUGCCCCGUACCCUCCACAGAACUAUCCUCCACCACCACCGCCUCCUCCUGCUGCUCCGCCGGCUCCUACUCAACCAUACGAUGCGUAUGCUUCUGGUGCGAACCCCUAUGCACCACGUGGUCCUGAAAAUGUGAGUGCUGAGCCGAAUCCUGUAUUUGGCAAUCCUUUUGCACCUAUUGUUCCUAGCAAUGACCAGACCCAUGUCCCAGAUGGUCUAAAUCGUUCUGCGCCGGCUCCGGCACCACCGUCCUCAACUACGCAAGUCCCUUCCUUCAAUGAUCCAACGAUUCCUCCACCGCCGGCUCCGUAUCCUCCGCGUCAGGGAACAUAUCCUCCCCCAACCGGACGGGGUGUGUCUCCUCCACGUUCUCAAUCCCAGCCGCCCCCGUCUAAUCGAAAGAGUGUUCAGUUUGUCGAGACGCCACAGGUAUCUGACGCCGCACCGGUUGAGUCUGAAGCAUCAAGUCCUGAACGUCACCGUCAUAGACACAAGCACUCACACUCGCGCGGCUACGAAGCGGGAGACGAUACAGAUUCGACCCCAGAUGAACAACGCCGAAGGGGCCGAGAACACUCAUCUCGCUCGCUUCAACCAGACUCUGGCGAAAAUGGAGACAGACGCCGACAUCACCGACGUCGUCGCUCUCACGAACCGACCUCGUCUCGCGGAGAACCCAGUUCAGGUUACCGAGGACCAGAUCUCGAACGCGUGGCAAGUCCCACUGAUUCCGAUGCCACGAUCGAGCUACCGCCUAGAUUCGACGAGAAGGGACGAAGGAAACCCGAGCCUGGCGAGGAUCCCCUUGCCGACCGCAUAAAUGAGAUCCUUUCUGGAAAGGGAGCAGGAGGCAAGUUGUUUGGUAAUUUCCUGGAUGGAUUGCUCGGACCGGACGGCCGGAGGAAGCGGAGCAGAUAA